GAUCAUUUCCUCCAAAACACGAGGUGGCGCUGUUGUGUCCGUGUGGCACAAACACAGACGGAACAGACGGGCCCGUGCAGCACAACAGCGAAACCUGCUGCUCUUUUUUUUAUGUUUUAUCACUGAAAAGAGGGGGAGGUGGACUGUACACGAUGGCAUUUUUACGAAAAGAAAAUACAUCGUGAGACAUCGUGAUGCUCAACCACACUCCUCCAACCAGCACACAGUGAAAAGUUAUAAAGUAAUCCCCAACAGCUGGAGAGACCAUGGUGGAUAAUCGCUACGCCACUGCUCUUGUGAUCGGCUCCGUGCUCAGUCUGCUGGCCACUGUGUACCUGUCUGUGGCCGUGGGGACUCAGCACUGGUACCAGUUCAACAGCCCCCCCAUCAAACACGAGGUCAGCAACGUGUCCGACGUCAAGGACGACUUCAUCAAUGGAGACUUUGACGAGAAGAGCUACAGUGAGACCAUGUUCAAGCUGAACGGGACCCUGGGGCUGUGGUGGAGGUGCAUCCAGGUGCCCGGUCCGUCCCACUGGUUCAAAGAGCCAGAUCCCAAACUGGAAACUCAGUGCGUCGGCUUCACUCUUCAGCAGCAGUUUUUCCCAAAAUAUAAACAGCCGGGGAACCACAACAGUGAAGAGGAUCUCCUAAGAACAUACCUGUGGAGGUGCCAGUUCCUGCUGCCCCUGGUGUCCCUGGCGUUAGUGUUUCUCAGUGGGCUGGUGGGAGUGUGCGCCUGCCUCUGCCGCAGCUUCACCCCUACUCUGGGCGUCGGAGUCCUCCACCUUCUGGCAGGUCUGUGCUCCCUGGGCUCGGUGUGCUGCUUCCUGGCCGGUGUAGACCUCCUGCGUCAGUUCAUCAAUCCACCAGAGGGCGUCGACGGGUCCCUGGGGUGGUCCCUGUACCUCGCACUCAUCUCCUUCCCGCUGCAGAUGAUGGCUGCUGCUCUGUUUCUGUGGGCGGCCAGGAGUCAUCGCAAAAACUACACUCGUAUGACCGCUUACAGAGUGGCCUAAUACUUUAUACAACUCCACUGACUUCCAUGUCAAUAGCGAACUGAUGAUUCAAAGUUAUUGCGUUGUUUUUUUCAUACAUGGAACAAAACAUAUCAAGAAAAGUCCGUAGCCAGAAAGAGAUCUCUCAUUUUGAUAUACUCAUCUUUUGUUUAUAUUUUUUUAACCAAAGUUUUCUCUAAAUUGGAGAUUCUUAUUUUUGUGUUUGUGGAUGCCUUUGUUGUAUUUCUAAGCUGCUCACCACAUUGUCCUUAUUGUGCUGCACUGUGCUAGCUUUCCGUUUUUAACUUGGGGUAAAUUAUUUAUCUUUUAUUUGUAAUAUUUAGCCUAUUUUAUUCGCUGUGCAUGCCUUUAACUGCAUUUUUUGCCAACUGUGGUACUUGGUUUUCUGUGGUAAUAUACUAUAAAUAGUCUUGAGUAGACAGGCACCCAUUUCAGUUUUGGUACAGCAAUAUUAAUACCAAUUUGAGACACUGUUAGCGUUCUUGAUUACUGCUACAUGUGUUAAUUUAGAGUAGAGUACGAUGCAAUAUUUCCCAACUAUGGAGCUCAACAGUGCUUUAAUAACUUAACAGUUUAUAAAGUUCCCAAAACUGAUCUUAAAUAAAACUAUAGGUCUUGUGGCCAUUAGUUACCCCAUAACUGAUUAGUCUUGAGCUUUCAAACUUUUAAUAUACUUUUAUUUUAUUUCAGAAAGUCUGAGAAAUGUAUUUCAGGAACUGGGGGGUGGGUGGUCACUGUUGAGCUCCACACUGCAAGUCAAAGCUAGUUUAGGUUUUGUAAAAUUCACCUUAAAGAGAAAAGCAGUCGCCAAAACAAAGCAAUGCCUGAGCUGGAAUACACUUUUUUUAAUAUUGUUGCUUGAUUAACUUUGCAAAUGUCUUCUAUGUAUAAUUUAAUGGUAAAAAAUCUGAUAUACUCAUUAUGUUGUUCUACAUUAUAAACUAGGGUGACCAGAUUUUCAAAUAAAAAACUGGGACACACCUGGGAUGUGAUGUUUGGUAAUAAUAAAAUUGUGAACAGAACUCGUAA
This is a messenger RNA of Boleophthalmus pectinirostris (great blue-spotted mudskipper), 2048 nucleotides long. It is a transcript of the gene cldnd1b, whose product is annotated as claudin domain containing 1b. The transcript has 5 exons. Gene Ontology annotation, cellular component: membrane. The record is from RefSeq and is a predicted model, not a curated record. NCBI's taxonomy places the organism in Eukaryota, Metazoa, Chordata, Actinopteri, Gobiiformes, Gobiidae. Bases 267 to 1019 code for a protein of 250 amino acids.